Messenger RNA from Sphaeramia orbicularis (orbiculate cardinalfish), 1275 nucleotides. It is a transcript of the gene spi1a, whose product is annotated as Spi-1 proto-oncogene a. Gene Ontology annotation, biological process: regulation of transcription by RNA polymerase II; cell differentiation. The transcript has 5 exons. Gene Ontology annotation, molecular function: DNA-binding transcription factor activity, RNA polymerase II-specific; sequence-specific DNA binding. The record is from RefSeq and is a predicted model, not a curated record. Gene Ontology annotation, cellular component: nucleus. Bases 129 to 908 code for a protein of 259 amino acids. NCBI's taxonomy places the organism in Eukaryota, Metazoa, Chordata, Actinopteri, Kurtiformes, Apogonidae.
UUUACAGCUCACUUUCAGUUCCUACUUGUCUGGUGAAGUCAGCGACAUUGCAUGUCUCUCGGUUAAGCAAUAAAUAAUUCACAUUCAUCACCAGCUUUAGGAACAGAGAUUCAUGCUGCCUUGUUUACAUGAUGGAUGGAUAUAUUGUAUCUGUCUCAGAGGAAAUUGUUCCAAAUGAGCCAGAGAAUUACAGACCACCAGCAGAACUGUACCCUUACCUUAAUGUCGGAGAUAUUUAUGACGAGCACAGAUGGACCUCGUAUCAUUCUGACCGGGCCCCCACAUCAGAUUUUGAGAACUCACCAGUCAAUCAUCUGACAGAGCUUCAGUCUGUGUCACCUCAACAGCUGAUACCACCCUACCGUUACAACAGUGACUCUUUGCCCCUUCACCUGGACCCCCCACUCGGAUCCCUCUCUGUGUCUCCACAAAUCCCGUACUAUCCCCCAUCCCUGUGCUUCCCAUACCAGCCCUCUGCCUCGCCUGCCCAUUAUUAUUCUGAAGAAGAGCAAAGAGGAAUGAGUCCCCCUUUGGAGGUAUCAGAAGGGGAGGAUGAAUUUGAACACCACAACCACUCCACCUUAAAGAGGGACACUAGUAACAAGAAGAAAAUCCGCUUGUACCAGUUCCUCCUGGACUUGCUCCAAAACGGUGACAUGAGUGACAGUAUCUGGUGGGUGGACCAGGACAAAGGCAUUUUCCAGUUCUCCACAAAACACAAAGAAGCUCUGGCCAGCCACUGGGGUAUUCAGAAGGGAAACCGCAAGAAAAUGACGUACCAAAAAAUGGCUCGAGCUUUGAGGAACUAUGGUAAAACAGGAGAGAUUAAAAAAAUAAAGAAGAAACUUACCUACCAGUUCAGUGAGGAGGUGCUGAGGAACCUUUAUAUACGUCAAUAUCCUCACUGAGGUUGAAACAAAGGCUGUCUUUAUGCUGAAAAGCACUGACUUAGGCCAAACUAUAUUUUGCCUGUAUAUUUGCAAUUUCAUUUCUACCAAGUUUUUCUCUUAUUUAUUUGUAACACCAAUUUCUUUAUUUCAUCUGCAGGCUUUUGUAUGAAUACUUACUUUUUUUUUUUUUUAGCAAUUCAAGUAUUUCAAAAGCAAUACAGUCAACGAAACCUUGAAUUCUUCACUGGUUCCUAAGCAAUGCUGUUUUUCAUCCUAAUUUCCAAUUACAUGUAUCAGGCCAAAUCUGUACUUUCAUUUUUCAUCUCAUUUGCAUUUUUAUUCAUUCAGUGUUUUACAAAAUAAAGAAUAAACCUGUUUGCCACAA